CCAUGAAACAUUGCGCUUUCCAGUGACAUCUAUGCUGCCGCUGCGGUUGUUUUGUCCUGUCGUGCUGCCUAGCUACCUGUCACAUCGGGGUUAAGAGGGUCCACUUGGAGAGGUAGGGUCAAUAGACCAAAGUUAGUUCAAAUUAACUAAAUAUUUAUUGGAAAUACUAGGACUGAACCUUUUACGGUCACUGUGAAUGAGGUGAGCCUAUCGCCAUGUUGUCUUCGAUUCCACCACGAAUCUUCAUGCGAAGGUCGCGAAGCUUGUCUCCGUGUCGUGUCCUUCAGACCAGCACAGCUGAUCCUGCACGGAGCCAAAGCUUCCUCGAGACACCGGACGCUAAUCGGAAUCCUAUCGUCUCCACCUCUCGAGUCUCCAGAAAGGGCAUUUUGAGUGAGGAGGUGAAAGCCCCCACCGUGAACCCAUUCGUGCAGUACCACCAGCUCACCCCCAGGUGGCUAUCUAACCUGGAAGGACGUCGGAACUCAUGGGCCGCUUUGGCCUCCAGGGGACGCAAUACCAGCCAGUACUGGGUGGAGAGCGGCCAGAGGACCAAUGGAGAGGGCGGGGAGAGAAGUGGACGCAGCCGAUAUGGAAUGGCUUCUGCGGGGGUACUGUCUGCUGCAGCAGUAGCCUUCUGCCUCAAAAAAGACUCUGAUUCCAAAGGUGACGCCCUCCUGGAGGCAGCGAGGACCAAUAACGCUCUGGAUGUGUCCAGGCUACUGGGCGAAGGGGUGGAGCCUAACCACCGCCACCGUCUGGGAUGGACGCCCCUCAUGGUGGCUACCAUGAACCGGCAGCACAGUGUGAUCAAGGUCUUGUUGGAGGCAGGCGCCGACCCAAACGCAGGUGAUGAUUUCAACAACGUUUACGACACGUCGCGAGAGAAGGGCAUCCACUCGCUGGAAGUCCUGGUGUCCAGGGAGGACGAGUUCAGCAGCCGGCUCAGCAGCAGGGCUGGUUUCCGUGGUUGCACGGCGCUGCACUACGCCACGCUGGCCGACGACCCUUGCACCGUGCGCAUGAUGCUGGACGCAGGUGCCAACCCCCUCCAGACCAACGCGCUGGGACACACCCCCCGGGCCUACGCCAAGGAGGGCGAGCUGCACACCCUGCUGCAGGAGUGGGAGGAGAAGUUCCAGGAGGCUCAGGCACGCAGGGAGGCGGAGGAGAGGAGGCGUUUCCCUCUGGAGAAGAGGCUGAAGGAGCACAUCAUCGGGCAGGAGGGAGCCAUCAACACUGUGGCCUCAGCCAUCAGGAGGAAGGAGAAUGGCUGGUACGAUGAAGAGCACCCCCUCGUCUUCCUCUUCCUCGGCUCUUCUGGGAUAGGAAAGACAGAGUUGGCCAAGCAGGUGGCUCGCUACAUGCAUAAGGACAUCAAGAAGGGCUUCAUCCGGAUGGACAUGUCAGAGUUCCAGGAGAAGCAUGAGGUGGCUAAGUUCAUUGGCUCCCCCCCAGGGUAUGUGGGCCACGAGGAGGGAGGUCAGCUGACCAAGCAGUUGAAGGCGUUCCCCAACGCCGUGGUCCUGUUUGACGAGGUGGACAAGGCCCACCCUGACGUCUUGACCAUCAUGCUGCAGCUGUUCGACGAGGGUCGUCUGACGGACGGUAAGGGGAAGACGAUCGAGUGUAAGGACGCCAUCUUCAUCAUGACCUCCAACGUGGCCAGUGACGACAUCGCCCAGCAUGCUUUGCAGCUGCGCCAAGAGGCCAAGGAGCUCAGCCGCAGGAAGCUUGCCGACAACCUCGACGAGGUGCAGAAGGGGGAUGAUGUUACCAUCUCACGGCAGUUUAAGGACACUGUGAUUCGCCCCAUCCUGAAGGCUCAUUUCCGGAGGGACGAGUUUCUGGGACGGAUCAACGAGAUUGUUUACUUCCUGCCGUUCUGUCACUCAGAGCUACUGCAGCUGGUUAGCGGAGAGCUCACCUUCUGGGCCAAGAAGGCCAAACAGAGGCAUGACAUCACUCUUCUGUGGGACCGCCCCGUUCUCGACCUGUUGGCAGGGGGGUAUAACCUGCACUACGGAGCACGCUCUAUCAAACACGAGGUUGAGCGACGCGUGGUCAACCAAUUGGCUGCUGCCUACGAGCAGGAGCUCCUCCCCAAAGGGUGCACCCUUCGACUGACCGUCCAAUCCCAGGCCAGGGGUGGCGCAGAGGGGCCGGAUGAACGGAGCGUGCCCAGUCUGCGCCUGGAGGUAGUGGGAGAGGACAGCUCUGCCAGAACUCUGGACAUCCGUCCACCUCUUAGCCCAGACCACUAACACACUCACUCAUUUAAACACACACACAAACACACACACGUGGCACUCACACUCUCAUAAACAUGACUCAUCCACCAGCUCGUGUAAACGCACAAGCACCACUGCCAUUCUGUCAUAUCAUAUCAGUCAGGUAGGACCGGCAAUCCUGGUUCUGUUGGGAGAUAUCGAAUAAAACCGCCUCAGUACCAACACGUCAUUGCCUUUCUCCAUGUCUGUUUCUCUUUUACGAACACACACAUACACACACACACACAAAACCAGGCAUACCAGCGAGGACCUUGCUUCAUGCUACAAGCCAUAUCCUCGUCCGUUAGCAUUGGUGGCUAACAGAAAGGCUCAGGGGAGUCAGGUGGCUGAGCGGUUAGGGAAGCAGGCUUGUAAUCAGAAGGUUGCCAGUUCGAUUCCCGGCCAUGCCAGAUGACGUUGUGUCCUUGGGCAAGGCACUUCACCCUACUUGCCUCGGGGGAAUGUCCCUGUACUUACUGUAAGUCGCUCUGGAUAAGAGCGUCUGCUAAAUGACUAAAUGUAAAUGUCAGGGGACAGCAUAAGGAAACUGCAAUAGUCUGCUGCUAAAUACUUUAAAUGGGGUACAACAGUCACAUGCGCUAUAGUUAGAGCUAUAUCAUAGUAGUUUUUCAUUGCUUGGAAAGGAUAGGAAUAGCCAAAGUUAGAAAAUGUUGUCCCAUAAUUGCACAGACAGUAUGUCUUGUGAAGAAGUAGUAGAGUUAUAUUGAAUCAUAUCUAAGAUAGAUCAUUUAAGUGUGUUCUUGGAAAGAACACUGAAACAAAAGUGUAUGGAUAUGAAUAUCACUGCCUUGAGAAAGGUUUCCUUUUAUUGGAUGUUAAAUGUUUAAGUACUGCCUUAGUCAUGAAGACAUACAGUACCAUAGUGUUGUGUGUUUUGCGGGCAAACCUAUGUGACACUGAGAUUGUGGAGACAUAAAAGUUAUUUAUACACUGGUGCAGUGGUUCCACACAGGUGUAAUAUGUGUAGUGCAUGCUGGCGAGGCACGUCCUAAGGCAUCUGUCAUGUGUACCUCCGUGAUGUCAAUUAAAGUCCCUGUGAU
Molecule: messenger RNA, 3331 nt
Organism: Osmerus eperlanus (European smelt)
Lineage: Eukaryota; Metazoa; Chordata; Actinopteri; Osmeriformes; Osmeridae
Gene: clpb
Product: ClpB family mitochondrial disaggregase
Exons: 16
Coding region: 216-2264 (682 amino acids)
Biological process (GO): cellular response to heat
Cellular component (GO): cytoplasm; mitochondrion
Molecular function (GO): ATP binding; ATP hydrolysis activity; protein binding
Source: RefSeq, a predicted model, not a curated record